Molecule: messenger RNA, 1312 nt
Organism: Homalodisca vitripennis (glassy-winged sharpshooter)
Lineage: Eukaryota; Metazoa; Arthropoda; Insecta; Hemiptera; Cicadellidae
Product: epidermal retinol dehydrogenase 2-like
Exons: 7
Coding region: 99-1055 (318 amino acids)
Cellular component (GO): lipid droplet
Molecular function (GO): oxidoreductase activity, acting on the CH-OH group of donors, NAD or NADP as acceptor
Source: RefSeq, a predicted model, not a curated record
UAAAUGGAACUGACGGUCGGCCUAGAGAGUGUGUCAAGGCGAGCCCCCGGCCCACGUCCCCUGAUGUUGCAGUAAACAGUACCGAUCUGUCGCUGGAUAUGGCCACUUCAGAUAUGGCAGAGACUGGCCUCAGGAUACAGGACAUCCCCUUAUUGGUGGUACGCUGCCUUAUAGCUGUCUACUACACAGUCUACCUUAGCGUGCGGCAGAUCUACCGCUUCUUCUACCCUCCCCCGGGGAAGAGCCUCAAAGAAAAACAUGUUCUUGUAACCGGGGCAGGUGGUGCUUUAGGCAGGGAGUUGUCUUUGUGUUUCGCGCGGGAGGGUUGCCGAGUAACCUGCGUGGACGUGAACCUUCCAGAGUGCGAGGAGACAGUCGGCUUGGUGUCCAAGAUCAGCGAGAAGCCAGCGCGCUGCUACCGGCUGGACGUUACAGACAGAGAGGCUGUGGCAGCCUUCGCCAAACAGCUGGAGCUGGAAGUCGGGCCUCUGGACAUCCUGGUUAACAACGCCGGGAUUGUCCAGGCUGGAGGACUACUGGAUGUCACGGACAUGCAAAUUUCCAAAAUCAUAGACGUCAAUUUAAUGGCUCACUUCUGGACUAUCCGAGCAUUCCUACCGACGAUGCUGGCGAGAAAUACAGGUCACGUGGUGGCGAUAUCCUCAGCAGCAGCGCUUGCCGUGGCCUCAAACAUAGGGCCUUACACUGCCUCCAAAGCUGCUGUGUCGGGAUUAAUGGGAUGUUUGCGAGAAGAAUUAAGAAAACAACGAACAUCUGUAUAUUGUACCACCGUCCAACCGUUUUUCCUGGCACCACCGGAACAUAAAAAACAUUGGGAAGUCAAGUCAGUCUUACCCGACAUAACAGCCAGCUCAGUGGCGGUCUCUACCGUGGAUGCUGUCAAACACAAUGCGGUCACCCUCACAAUCCCGACUUAUCUCUUCUUCAUUAUGUACAUGGUCAGGUUCAUCCCAGCCGCAGCGUCAGACAUGUGGAGAGAUGUGUUCGCUGCCAACAUAGACUCUGUCAACAACUCGAAAACCAAGUCACAGUAGUUAAUCAAUCCUCGUAGACUUAACGUAUAAAUAUUGAAGAGGCGAUAACUCUGCUUCUACCCGAGGCGUAAGACAGAAUUUAUUACGGUCCGUGCAGGGACCUUACGAGUGAAAGACAGUUUAGUGAUAAAUUGUGUGUAAACACUGUAAGAGAAAUGUAUAUGCAAAGUUAUUCUCACUGAUGUAAUGUGUUAUUACACUACAAAAAGUCAUGUUUACUUAUUUAUUUCAAAUAAAAAACAAUGUUCUUAUUAUUA